Messenger RNA from Agrilus planipennis (emerald ash borer), 1619 nucleotides. It is a transcript of the gene Grasp65, whose product is annotated as Golgi reassembly-stacking protein 2. Gene Ontology annotation, cellular component: Golgi apparatus. The coding region runs from base 93 to 1364 and encodes 423 amino acids. The transcript has 3 exons. NCBI's taxonomy places the organism in Eukaryota, Metazoa, Arthropoda, Insecta, Coleoptera, Buprestidae. Gene Ontology annotation, biological process: Golgi organization. Gene Ontology annotation, molecular function: protein binding. The record is from RefSeq and is a predicted model, not a curated record.
AUUGUCAUUAUUAUUACGAAUUGGUUGUCAAAGUAAUUAGGCUAGGUUGGUGUAAGUGCCACGUAAUUUUAAAUAUUAAUUAGUGUUAAAAAAUGGGUAAUUUGGAGAGUGUUGAAAUUCCUGGAGGAGGGACAGAAGGUUAUCACGUUUUAAGGGUUCAAGAAAAUUCUCCCGGUAGUAGGGCAGGUCUGCAAGCUUUUUUCGAUUUCAUUAUUUCAAUCAAUGGAACACGAUUGGACCAAGAUAAUGAAACUUUAAAACAAGUUCUACGCAAUGGUUUAGGUAAACAACUUCCCAUGACAGUUUAUAGUAGUAAAACACAAAACGUUCGAACUGUAACAAUAGAACCAAGUGAAAGUUGGGGAGGACAAGGCUUGUUAGGGAUCAGCAUUAGGUUUUGUUCCUUUGAAGGAGCCAAUGAAAAUGUGUGGCAUAUUUUGGAAGUUCAUCCGAGCUCUCCAGCUGAAUUAGCAGGUUUAAGACCUUUUACCGACUAUAUUAUAGGUGCAGAAUCUGUUUUGCAUGAAAAUGAAGAUUUGUUUGCUUUAAUAGAAGCUCAUGAGGGCCGUAGUCUAAAAUUAUAUGUGUACAAUAGUGUGGAAGAUGGUUGUAGAGAAGUAACAAUAACUCCUCAUCGUGGUUGGGGAGGAGAGGGCAGUUUGGGUUGUGGAAUAGGUUAUGGUUAUCUUCAUCGCAUUCCAGUAAGAGGGAAUGUCCCUCAAAGAAUAUAUGAACCUCCUACAAUCAAAAGACCAAUUCAAGAAAACACUGAAAAGUCUAAGGCAAAACCAUUUAUAAAUCCUGAUCAAUCUAAUGUAUCAUCAGCGUUUGUGAACACUUUUAAGAAUCCUACAGUUUCUUCUUCUACUGAGAUGACUAUCGAAAAUCCUAAUUUUAACAGUAUGACUAACUUUCCUAAUCCGCAGAUGAAUGCAUCUCUUCAGAAUGUGACAGUGACUUCAACAGUUUUAAAUGCAUCGUCACCUCUUCCAUUGUCAGUUUCUAAUGCAAGUAUUCCUUCAUUUAUGUCUGUUCCAACCCCUGUUUCUUCUUCGCAAGUUUUCCAAAAUGUAGCACCUGAUACAAACACAAUGCAGACACCUGCAGGAUAUUUCUUACCCUCUUCAACACCUGUCGAUGUAAACUAUCCUGCAUUUGUAAAUCAAAACAGUAUGGUAAUUCAGCCAUCUCCAGGAACUCCCCUUGUUUCCAAAGACGCCCCUUCCUUGAAUAUUAGUAGUGUAUCUCAUGAAGGUAUUAAUCAAAAUUUAAAACAUCAACAAACACCGGUAGUUUUUGACCCGACUAUUGCAGCGCAAUCAGCUCAAAGUUUACUAACAAAUAUUGCAACUACGACUAGUUAAUUCUUUUAAUUGUAUAUUUUAUUUAAUUAAACAAAUAAUUGUUAAUCUGUGCCUGAAACAAAUCUUCAACUAGUAAUCUGUGUCUCAUGGCAUUGGAUAAUUGUGAUGUUUCUUUUUUAUAAUUCCGUUUAAAAUGUAUUAUUUAUCACUAAAAAGAAAAUGUCAUGUAUUUUUAGCUUAUAAAGUGUACCUACUACAAACAUGUCUAUGUUUAAAUUAAAAUUAUUUUUUGUUAAACAAUGAAGGGCUUUUUAU